Molecule: messenger RNA, 1135 nt
Organism: Parnassius apollo (apollo)
Lineage: Eukaryota; Metazoa; Arthropoda; Insecta; Lepidoptera; Papilionidae
Source: the annotation of a GenBank genome assembly
UGAUAUAUUAGACGAACUGUCAGCCAGCGUACAGAAACUACCGCAGCCUUGGCUGCUUAUGUACGCUGAUGAUAUCGCACUGGUAGAUGGGGACAAAGGACGGCUCACCAGACGCGUGCACGCAUGGAGGGAGGCGCUUGAGAACGGCGGGCUGAAGCUAAAUGUGGCGAAGACGGAGUAUAUGGCCUGCAACAGCACAGAUCUGACGUCUCUCCGUAUAGGCGACGGACGACACCGUCGAGCGCACGGACAACUUCAGGAAAUUUUAACAGGUGCUGCCAACAUAUGUCUGGUUGGAGGUACGGAACUUAUGUCAUCCCUACCUUUGCUCGUCCGAAAUGUUAGAUUCGGUACGAGUCUUGGGACCGCAUACAAAUUGGAAGACCAUAUAAAGAAACAACUGGUGGACACCUUUUGUGGUCACAGUAUGGAGAAGAUAGCAGAACAAAUAGCAAAAAAGUAUAAAUUAUCAAGAGAAGCAGUCGACCAAUACACAUUGCUGAGCCAUAUUAAAUGGUCAUCAGCUCAAGAAGCGAAAGUAUUUGACGACGAAAUCACACCUACAUUUGCAAAAGUUGACAAAAAAGACGCGAUAGUAAGAGACGAAAAACCUAGAUCCAAUUUAUUGUUGGAAGAUUUGGCCACUUUGGCUCCGGUGAUGGACGAUGGAUCUAUUAUCACCUCUGGUAACUCUUCGGCACCAGCUGAUGGGGCCGCAGCUUUGAUUUUAGCUAAUGAAGAAUCAGUGAACAAAUUCAAAGUAACACCCAUGGCGAGGCUUACGGCCUGGGCUUGUGUCGGAGUUGAUCCCGUUGAAGCUGGCUUAGGAGCAGUCGUUGCUAUCCUAAAAUUACUUGCUGUUUCUAACAAGAAAAUUAAAGAUGUGGAUUUAUUUGAGAUAAACGAAACGUUCGCCUCACAAGCAAUAGCUAUAGUUAAGGAAUUGAGAAUAGACCCAAGCAAAGUAAAUGUGAAUGGCGGAGCCUUAUCGGUGGGAAAUCCUGUAGCGGCAACCGGCGCGAGAAUGGCAGCACAUUUGUCACAUCAAAUACGACGUAACAACGCCCGAAUAGCUGUUGCAGCUUCAAGCUGCGGAGGCGGUCAAGGAGUCGCUAUUUUAUUGGAAUCCUUAUAA